Hyphopichia burtonii NRRL Y-1933 is the source of this 2335-nucleotide messenger RNA. RefSeq names its product beta-mannosyltransferase. Lineage: Eukaryota; Fungi; Ascomycota; Pichiomycetes; Serinales; Debaryomycetaceae. Bases 83 to 2335 code for a protein of 750 amino acids. Gene Ontology annotation, molecular function: mannosyltransferase activity. The transcript has 2 exons. The record is from RefSeq and is a predicted model, not a curated record.
GAAAAAAGGAAGAGCGGCUAUUCAACUCAACUUCUUCCAGUCUUCAAUUCUUCUUCUAUCAAAUCGAUAGUUACCUGGCGGUAUGAUUCUUUUCAGGCGGUAUAGGUUCUCCUUGCCAUUGGCGGUGGGGCUUCUUGUGCUUGGGCUAAUUGUUAUUUCCCAAUUUUCUGGUUAUAAUCAGCAUGGGCUACUUGAAACGUUUAAAUCGGCAUAUCAUCAGGGGACUGGUUCAUUUAUGAGUCUUUCCAAGCAUCAAAUAACCAAGAAUCAACUUAUAUUUCCAUACAAGUUCCCGGUAAAGAAGGAGGGAUUGAAGGAGUAUAUGCAAAAGAAUCCCAAAUCGUUUAAUUCGACCGAAUUGAAAAAACCUUCUAUAGUGAAGGCCAAGUACGAAAAUAUUAAUGAAAAUGACGUUAAGAAUAACCCUAUAACUGAUGAAUUAUUGAAAUCGAAUUUCAAAAGUCAUAACAUGAGUGUAUUCCACUCUUCCAAAAACACUAAUUUAGAUUUGACAAAAUGUAAUAAUAUCGCUAAAACGUUUGAUCAAACCCAGAUCAAUGACCCGGUUAAUGUGCAAGUGUCUUUGAAUGAGAUGUUAACCAAGAUACUAAACCAAGCGUCCACCGAUCCGUAUUUGAAAGAACUUUCUCCAUUCUUUAUCGAUGAAUUAGAACUUCAAUUGAAAUAUAACGUGGUGGAUCGUUUUUGGUAUCGUCUUGCAGGUUCUUCUGUCUGGUUAGAACAAUACCAGGUUCAUUUUAUGAUUUCAAGAAUCUUAUAUAGUCCAAAGGGAACUAGAAACAGUCCAAUUUUAUCAUUUACCUAUGCACAAAUUUUCGAUAAAAAUUGGAAAGAAUUAGUUAAUUCAAAAUUAGUAGUACCAACUAAUAACGAGAAAUCCAUGAAUGAUGACGAUAAUGAAGAUUCCAAGAUUUUUUUCAAAACAAUGAGUUUCCCUCAAGUUUUGAAUAUUCCUUUCUGGCAUGAUUAUGAUAAUAUUGAAGGAAAAUAUUAUGGUCCUGAAGAUCCAAGAUUAUUAUUAACCAAAAAUUCAAAAGGUUAUGAAGAACCUCUUAUAAUUUUCAAUGCUUAUCAUCGUAAAUUAUCUCAUUUUGAUGACGACGUUGAUGACCAUGUUUUAAUGAAGACUGAAUUUUUCAGAUCAAUGUUUAUGUGUUGGCCAUGGCAAACUCAAUCAGGUAAAGAAAAUACUGACGGAAUUUCAAAUGCUGAAUACGAUAAUCGUAUAUACAAUAAAGUCGUUGAAUUGAAAAUUAAAAAUUUACCAAGACAAAAGAAGCAAAAAAAUUGGACUCCAUUCAUUAGUAUUGAUCAAAGAUCUAAAAAUGGAUUUGAUAAAACAAUUAACUUUAUUUAUAGAUGGGCUAACUUAGAAAUUUUAAAAUGUGAUUUGAUUGGUGAUACUGGAUUAUGUUCUUUCACUUAUAGAUUGGAUAAUAAUUUAAGCCCUCAAGCUCAAAUUGGUCCUUUAAGAGGUGGUACUCAAUUAAUGAAUGUCAGAUCUAUUUUAAAUUCAAGAAAUGAUAUUGAUCUUGAUAAAAUUAUUCCUCCUAAUAGAGAAGUCUGGAUUGGCUUUGCAAGAGCUCAUUUAGAUGAUUGUGGUUGUGGUAAUAAUAUGUAUAGACCUAACUUGGUCAUUAUCGUUAAAGAUACCGUUGAUGUUGAAAUUAAAGAAUUAACUGAUAAACCUUUUAAACAAUCAAAAGAUUUUUAUAAAAUUAGUCAUAUAAGUUCUUCUAUUUCAUUUGACAUUCCCAUCAUAGGGUGGGAUUUAAUGAAUCCGAAGAAAAUUUGCGUUGGUUCAAAUGUCUUAAUUCCAAAUGGUAUUUCAAGUUGGUCAAUUGAAUCUUUUGAUCAAGAAAAUUCCAAAGACAAUUGGAUUUUAAAUGAUUAUAUGACAUUAUCGUUAUCAAUUUCAGAUUUCACCGUUCAUAAAAUUGAUGUCAAAGGAUUAUUAUCUCAAAUUUUAAAUGAAAAAUCAUUAUUUUAUUCUCCUUCUUCAAAUAAUGAAAAACUUUUAAAUCAACCAACUACUAAAGUAGUAAGUGAUCCCGAAAAAGAUUUAAGUAAAUCUCUCAACGGUUAUAAUAAUGACAAUGUUGUUUGUGCUUUAGAAGGUUCAACAAGAUUUUGUGAACAAUAUGGUAAAGAUGAAGAAAAAAAUUAUGAAGAUCACUCCCUUUUUUAUGAAGAAGAACUAAAUGAAGAAUUGGAAACUGACAUUGAUAAAUAUGAAAAACAAUUAGAAUUACUAAAUAUUGAAAAACAAGUUGAAAAUUUCCCUUCAAAUAACAAAAAAAAAAAAUCUAAGUAG